AUGGCUUCCACAUACAGCACUGUGACUCUGGCCCAACGGCCCAAGGCCAACAUCGUCCCUGGCGAGACAUUCAAGUUCAACAAGAACAACAAAGCCCCUUCAGCAAGCGACCUCAAAGAUGGAGAGGUCAUCUUCGAGACAAACUACCUGAGUGUCGACCCUGCCAUGCGUGGAUGGCUCAAUGACACAAGGUCAUACCUGCCACCCGUCCAGAUCGGGGAAAUCAUGCGAGGAAGUGCCCUUGGUACGGUGAAAGCGAGCAAAGAUUCCAACUGGCCUGUCGGAACCCACGCAUCAGGACUGGUAGGAUGGACGGAGUUGGCGGUCGUCAAGGGAAAGAAUCUUGAGAAGAUUAAGCUGCCCAAAGGAGGGAGAUUGACUGAUUCGAUGGCUGUGCUGGGUAUUACUGGUCUCACUGCAUACUUCGGACUACUCGAUGUUGGCCAAGUUAAAGCUGGAGACUUUGUUGUCGUGUCUGGUGCUGCUGGUGCUACUGGCAGUGUUGUUGGACAGAUAGCUAAGUUGAAGGGCGCAAAGGUUUUGGGCAUCGCUGGAAGUGACGAUAAAUGCCAGUGGCUGGUUGAUGAGUUGGGCUUUGACGCCGCUCUGAACUACAAGGAUAAAGACUACGCGAAAAAGUUCAGAGCUGCGACCAAGGACUUGAUUGAUGUUUUCUUCGACAAUGUUGGUGGCGAGAUUCUCGAUAUCGCUCUUUCCCGGGCAAAGCCUCAUUCCAGAUUUGUCAUCUGUGGAGGCAUAAGCCAAUAUAACACCGCCAAGGCGCAAGGGCCGAAGAACUAUCUCAUGAUCAUCUCAAUGAGAAUAAGAAUGGAGGGUUUCAUCGUCUUUGACUAUGAGAAGGAAUAUCCACGUGCACUGAGAGAUCUGGCACAAUGGCUCGCUGAGGGCAAGAUCAAGCGAAAGGAGACAAUAGUCAAAGGCGGUCUCCAAAAUGCAGAGAGUGCGUUGAGAGAUCUGUACGAGGGACGCAACACUGGCAAAAUGCUGGUUGAAGUCAAGCCUGUUGAGGAGAAACUCCAGGCUUCUUUGUAG
This is a messenger RNA of Exophiala bonariae, 1053 nucleotides long. RefSeq lists its product as uncharacterized. Gene Ontology annotation, molecular function: oxidoreductase activity, acting on the CH-CH group of donors, NAD or NADP as acceptor. NCBI's taxonomy places the organism in Eukaryota, Fungi, Ascomycota, Eurotiomycetes, Chaetothyriales, Herpotrichiellaceae. The transcript is spliced from 8 exons. The record is from RefSeq and is a predicted model, not a curated record. The coding region runs from base 1 to 1053 and encodes 350 amino acids.